This is a messenger RNA of Acipenser ruthenus (sterlet), 3049 nucleotides long. Its product is annotated as L-xylulose reductase-like. The record is from RefSeq and is a predicted model, not a curated record. Lineage: Eukaryota; Metazoa; Chordata; Actinopteri; Acipenseriformes; Acipenseridae. The transcript has 9 exons. Bases 100 to 834 code for a protein of 244 amino acids. Gene Ontology annotation, biological process: glucose metabolic process; xylulose metabolic process. Gene Ontology annotation, molecular function: carbonyl reductase (NADPH) activity; L-xylulose reductase (NADPH) activity.
UGCUGAUUCUCUAACUUUUCCUGCUCCCCCUACCGUAGUCAACAGACAGUGAACUUCGCUCUCAUUUGCCUGCAACUUUCCGAGGGUUGUUCCGAGACCAUGGAAAUCACAUUUACAGGCAAGACAGCCUUGGUAACUGGGGCUGGUAAAGGGAUCGGGAGAGACGCUGUGAAGGCGUUGCUGAAGUGCGGUGCCCAGGUGAUCGCUGUCAGCCGCACACAGGCAGACCUGGACAGUCUCACAGCAGAGUGCCCCUCGAUCACACCGGUGUGUGUGGACCUGGCAGACUGGGACUCCACUGAGAAGGCUCUACAGGACAUGGGCCCCGUGGACCUGCUAGUGAACAACGCUGCGGUGGCCACGCUGCAGCCUUUCCUGGAAGUCACACCGCAGGAGUUCGAUAAGUCUUUCAGUGUGAAUGUAAAAGCAGCCCUGCAUGUGGCUCAGAUUAUUGCUCGGGGGAUGAAGUCCAGGGGGUCUGGUGGCUCCAUUGUCAACGUCUCCAGCCAGGCAUCCCAGUGUGCUUUGCAAGACCAUGCUGUUUAUUGUGCCACCAAAGGCGCUCUAGACAUGCUGACCAAAGUGAUGGCGCUGGAGCUGGGACCUCAUAAGAUCCGUGUGAACUCUGUGAACCCCACUGUGGUGAUGACGGCGAUGGGCCGGAUCGGCUGGAGCGACCCGAUGAAGGCCGGGCCCAUGAUGUCACGCAUCCCCCUCGGGAAAUUCGCUGAGGUUGAAGAUGUGGUGAAUGCAAUCCUGUUCCUCCUCAGUGAGAAGAGUGCAAUGAUAACUGGAGCCACUCUGCCUGUCGAUGGAGGAUUCCUUGCUUGUUAACACUAUCACUGGGAGACAGUAAAUUGUCUGUGAAUUAAAUGGGAUUCUGUAGGAACUAACGUAUGGUUUCCUAUUGAAGCUAUGUUGCAUUUCUAAUACAUUUCAUACUGUCCAUACACUACUUGCUAAUGGGUCAUGCCAUGCCUAAUUUGUGAUCAUUAUACAGACGUGCUCAAAUUUGUUGGUACCCUUACAGCUCAUUGAAAUAAUGCUUCAUUCCUCCUGAAAAGUGAUGAAAUUAAAAGCUAUUUUAUCAUGUAUACUUGCAUGCCUUUGGUAUGUCAUAGAAUAAAGCAAAGAAGCUGUGAAAAGAGAUGAAUUAUUGCUUAUUCUACAAAGAUAUUCUAAAAUGGCCUGGACACAUUUGUUGGUACCCCUUAGAAAAGAUAAUAAAUAAUUGGAUUAUAGAGAUAUUUCAAACUAAUUUGUUUCUUUAAUUAGUAUCACACAUGUCUCCAAUCUUGUAAUCAGUCAUUCAGCCUAUUUAAAUGGAGAAAAGUAGUCACUGUGCUGUUUGGUACCAUUGUGUGCACCACACUGAACAUGGACCAGAGAAAGCAAAGGAGAGAGUUGUCUGAGGAGAUCAGAAAGAAAAUAAUAGACGAGCAUGGUAAAGGUAAAGGCUACAAGACCAUCUCCAAGCAGCUUGAUGUUCCUGUGACAACAGUUGCAAAUAUUAUUAAGAAGUUUAAGGUCCAUGGAACUGUAGCCAACCUCCCUGGGCGCGGCCACAAGAGGAAAAUCGACCCCAGAUUGAACAGAAGGAUAGUGCGAAUGGUAGAAAAAGAACCAAGGAUAACUGCCAAAGAGAUACAAGCUGAACUCCAAGGUGAAGGUACGUCAGUUUCUGAUCGCACCAUCCGUCAUUUUUUGAGCGAAAGUGGGCUCCAUGGAAGAAGACCCAGGAGGACUCCACUUUUGAAAGAAAAACAUAAAAAAGCCAGACUGGAAUUUGCUAAAAUGCAUAUUGACAAGCCACAAUCCUUCUGGGAGAAUGUCCUUUGGACAGAUGAGUCAAAACUGGAGCUUUUUGGCAAGUCACAUCAGCUGUAUGUUCACAGACGAAAAAAUGAAGCUUUCAAAGAAAAGAACACCAUACCUACAGUGAAACAUGGAGGAGGCUCGGUUAUGUUUUGGGGCUGCUUUGCUGCGCCUGGCACAGGGUGCCUUGAAUCUGUGCAGGGCACAAUGAAAUCUCAAGACUAUCAAGGCAUUCUGGAGCGAAACGUACUGCCCAGUGUCAGAAAUCUCUGUCUCAGUCGCAGGUCAUGGGUCCUCCAACAGGAUAAUGACCCAAAACACACAGCUAAAAGCACCCAAGAAUGGAUAAGAACAAAACAUUGGACUAUUCUGAAGUGGCCUUCUAUGAGUCCUGAUCUGAAUCCUAUCGAACAUCUAUGGAAAGAGCUGAAACUUGCAGUCUGGAGAAGGCACCCAUCAAACCUGAGACAGUUGGGGCAGUUUGCUCAGGAAGAGUGGGCCAAACUACCUGUUAACAGGUGCAGAAGUCUCAUUGAGAGCUACAGAAAACGUUUGAUUGCAAUGAUUGCCUCUAAAGGUUGUGCAACAAAAUAUUAGGUUAGUGGUCCCAUCAUUUUUGUCCAUGCCAUUUUCAUUUGUUUUCUUAUUUACAAUAUUAUGUUGAAUAAAAAAUCAAAAGCAAAGUCUGAUUUCUAUUAAAUAUGGAAUAAACAAUGGCGGUUGCCAAUUACUUUUGUCAGUUUCAAGUUAUUUCAGAGAAAAUUGUGCAUUCUUCGUUUUUUGUGGAGGGGUACCUACAAAUUUGAGCACGUCUCUACGCUUAACCACCUCAGAUUAUAUUGCAAGACUACUUGCAAGGUCACCCGUGCUGAGACUGUCAAGCAUAGUCACUCUGGGACUUGAUUUGAACCCUGUGUUAAUUUAAUGUAAGACCUGUUCCAGGUUUGGCUGUAAUAGUUGCAAGAUGGUCUGUCAAUGAGAACAGUAUUUAAUUACUGACCGCAUUAUGCCAUACAGAUACACAAACUAACUGAGCUUGUGUACAUAGUGUCUAUUAAUUUCAUACCCUCAUUUAAAUACAGUAUAGCUCUAGUCUUGAGAUGUUUUCAUUGUUACUGUCUAAUCAUAGAUCAUUCAAUGCACUUGACACUUAUACUAAAAAGGUAUUUUAUUUUUAUGUAAUCCAGUCUUUGCUUAAUCAAAAAGUCAAAUAAAAAUGUAGUUGGAUACUUGG